CCAGCUGCCCGCGAGGCUCCGCCCGUCCGCUCGGCUCAGCGGCCGCGCCUCCAAAUUGUCCGGUAGGCUCAGGCUCUGACAGCUCCGUUCUCUGUCCCCCAAGCGCCAUGAGGGGGCUUCCAGGCUGGCCCUUGGCCCUGCUGCUCCUCCUUCUCCUGCCCUGGGAAGCCCAGCUCCAGCGCGCGGGUCCCAUAUGCCGCUCUGGGCCCCUGGAUUUGGUGUUUGUGAUCGACAGCUCGCGCAGCGUGCGCCCCUUCGAGUUCGAGACCAUGCGGCAGUUCCUCAUGGGCCUUCUGCGCGGCCUGGACGUGGGGCCCAACGCCACGCGCGUGGGUGUGAUCCAGUAUUCGAGCCAAGUGCAGAGUGUCUUCCCUCUCGGCGCCUUCUCGCGCCGCGAGGACAUGGAGCGCGCCCUCCGCGCUCUCGUGCCUCUGGCGCAGGGCACCAUGACCGGGCUGGCCAUCCAGUACGCCAUGAACGUGGCCUUCAGCGUGGCGGAGGGGGCGCGCCCCCCGGAGGCGCGCGUGCCGCGCAUCGCUGUCAUCGUGACGGACGGGCGACCCCAGGACCGAGUGGCCGAGGUGGCCGCAAAGGCGCGCGCCCGCGGCAUCGAGAUCUACGCGGUGGGGGUGCAGCGCGCCGACGUGGGCUCCCUGCGCGCCAUGGCGUCUCCCCCGCUGGACGAGCACGUCUUCCUUGUCGAGUCCUUCGACCUCAUCCAGCAGUUUGGCCUGCAGUUCCAAAGCCGGCUGUGCGGAAAGGACCUGUGCGCUGAGGGGAGACACGGCUGCCAGCACCAAUGUGUCAACACCCCGGGCAUGUACCGCUGCGCCUGCAACCCUGGCUACCAGCUAGCAGCGGACAACAAGAGCUGUUUGGCCAUUGACCUGUGCGCUGAAGGGCUCCAUGACUGUGAGCACCUCUGCAUCAGCUCCCCAGGGUCCUAUUCCUGUCACUGCCAUGCUGGCUUUGUACUCCAGCAGGACCAGAGGAGCUGCAGAGCCAUCGACCACUGCAGCUUUGGGAACCACAGCUGCCAGCACGAGUGUGUCAGCACAUUUGGUGGCCCUCGGUGCCGCUGCAGAGAGGACCAUGACUUGCUGCCUGAUGGCAAGAGCUGUCAGGCCCGGGACCUCUGCAAUGGUGUAGACCAUGGAUGUGAGUUCCAGUGCGUGAGCGAGGGCCUCUCCUACCGCUGCCUGUGCCCUGAUGGGCGGCAACUCCAGGCAGAUGGCAAGAGCUGCAAUCGGUGCCGGGAAGGCCACGUGGACCUGGUUCUGCUGGUCGAUGGCUCCAAAAGCGUGCGCCCGCAGAACUUCGAGCUGGUGAAGCGCUUCGUGAACCAGAUCGUGGACUUGCUGGACGUGUCCCCCGAAGGCACUCGCGUGGGGCUAGUGCAGUUCUCCAGCCGCGUGCGCACCGAGUUCCCGCUGGGCCGCUACGGCACCGCGGCAGAGGUGAAGCAGGCCGUCCUGGCGGUGGAGUACAUGGAGCGCGGUACCAUGACCGGGCUGGCCCUGCGCCACAUGGUGGAGCACAGCUUCUCUGAGGCGCAGGGCGCGCGGCCUCGCGCCCUCAACGUGCCUCGCGUCGGCCUGGUCUUCACCGACGGCCGCUCCCAGGAUGACAUCUCGGUGUGGGCCGCGCGCGCCAAGGAGGAAGGCAUCGUCAUGUACGCCGUGGGCGUGGGCAAGGCUGUGGAGGAGGAGCUGCGUGAGAUCGCGUCCGAGCCUGCCGAGAUGCACGUGUCCUACUCCCCAGACUUCACCACCAUGACACACCUGCUGGAGAACCUCAGGGGCAGCAUCUGCCCGGAGGAGGGCAUCAGCGCGGGCACAGAGCUGCGCAGCCCCUGCGAAUGCGAAAGCCUCGUGGAAUUCCAGGGCCGAACGCUGGGGGCGCUCGAGAGCCUGACGCAGAACCUGGCCCAGCUGACCGCGCGCCUGGAGGAUCUGGAGAACCAGCUGGCCACCCAGAAGUGAGGGCCGCAGCGGGGCCGCACCCGGGCUGGGGUGCAUUUCUGUGGACUGUGCCCCCUCGGACGCCGUCGGGGCGCCGGGACCUGGCAGAAGCCGGGCCCCUCGGGCUUGGGCUGUCGGGGAGCAGGCGCUGGAGGCCCCCGGCGCUGUGCCGGAGCCGGCCUCGCCGGGACCUGGAGCCGGCCUGCGGGGGCGCGGAGCGGGGGCGCUGCGCCCGCACGCCCUCGCCGCGUGCUGUGCUUAGUUCUUUGUUGAAUUUCGGUUUUGAUUCUU
Molecule: messenger RNA, 2252 nt
Organism: Talpa occidentalis (Iberian mole)
Lineage: Eukaryota; Metazoa; Chordata; Mammalia; Eulipotyphla; Talpidae
Gene: MATN4
Product: matrilin 4
Exons: 11
Coding region: 108-1982 (624 amino acids)
Molecular function (GO): calcium ion binding
Source: RefSeq, a predicted model, not a curated record